AUGACGCACCUUCAGCCCCGCAAAGACCACCUCAUCGGGCGCCCGCUGGUUCCGUUCUUCACCGAGGAGGGCCAUGUGAACGCGUCGCUGCAGCUCUCAUCCGCGGCGACGCAUGAGGCCAUGGACGUUGACGCCCGCGUCUGGAACGCCGAGCAAGGCUACUUUGAAUACCCCGAACCAGCAUGUACAGAGACGUCGAAGCGCACGCUGCUACUGACACCACAGCGCCUCGAGGAGGAGCACAGCAGGUCGCGCGGCAAGACACACCCGACACCGAGCACAGAGAAACCGCGGUCCCCGCCGCGCGCAGGCUCGAACUCGAAGAAGCAACGCAGCAAAAAGCCAACGGCCGCCGUCGAGCCCCACAUGCCCCCAAAACCGACGCAGCCCAAGCAACGGUCCCCGUCCAGCACAACCAGCAACAGCACCACCUCCAACACAAGCACGGGUCAGAAGAAGAAGACGACGCAGGCCCCGGCCAAGUGGGCGUGGUCGGCCUUCCAGUCAUCACCCGACCCGAAGACGCUGCCGAUGCCGCCGUUCCUGUCGCCGCAGCCGGUCGUCACGGAGAAGCCGUCACCACCGCCGCCGCCGGCUCCGUCGAUCCAGAUUUUACAGCGACCAAAGACGACAGCCACCAAGCCCGAAGACGCCAUGACGCAGCAGCUGCGCAAAAUGCUCAACAUGGAGCCAACCUCGUCUCCGCGGCUGGCAGCGUCCUAUACCUUGCCGCACACUGCUACAUCAUUGUACCCCUCAUUCUUCAAUUUAAUCUAUGAAAACGCCACCUUCCUCACGACAAGCGUCGCCCUUGCUGCUGUCGCAAGUGCGACUACCAUCUGCAGUGCGGUACCGCCGUUCAACUACCUCUCGGCGUCGACGGCGCACCCACAGCUCGCGCCGGCCCUCGACGUUCUCAAGCAGCAGCCCAUCGCGACGUGGUACACGGACCAGUACGCCAGCGACAUCUCGGGUCUCAUGGCCAAGUGCCAGGGUGCGACGCCGGCCAUCGUCGUCUAUGGCCUGCCGCAGAAGGACUGCGCCCACGGAUACUCGUCGGCGGGUGGCAACGCCAACACGGCCGACUACGCCAAGUGGAUUCAAGGGCUCAUGAACCAAGUCGGGUCCAACCGCGACGUCAUCUACAUCCUCGAGCCGGACGCCUUGGGGCUCCUCGCCAACCACCCGUGCGCGACGCAGCACAACUACAAGGCCAACCUCCGCAUCGCCAUCGAGAUGCUCGCGUCCAAUCCGAAAGCCAAGAUCUACGCUGACGUGGCGGCCUGGGGCGACGUUCCCAAGACGACAGCGCUUUUGAACGAGCUCAAGGCCGCGGGCCGCCUCUCCGGCAUCGCCAUCAACACGUCCAACUACGUCUCCAACGACAAACUCGUUUCCACGUGUGAGACAUACUCGGCCGCGACGCAAGGCCUCCACUGCAUCUUUGACACGUCACGCAACUUUAACGGAUCGCCGUCCAGCGAGUGGUGCAACGCCAAGUCGGCGGGUGUUGGUGCGCCGCCGACCGCCGACACGGGCUACCCCCUCGUCGACUACUUUCUCUGGCUCAAGGUGCCGGGCGAGAGCGACGGCCAGUGCAACGACGCGGGUCGCACGAGCGACGCGGCCGCUGGGCCAGGUGCUGGCCAGUUCUUUCCCGAUGGACUGGAGCGCCUUUGGAACCAAGGCCAUUUCGUUCAGAAACAAGGAAUGCCCAAGAUCGGCGGCGUGUGGCCGCAGUCAACGACGGCCUCUCCGACGCCUUUGGUGACACCUGCGCCAACGCCUUUGGUGACGCCAGCGGUGACGCACGCGCCGACUGCAGCGGUAACAAACGCGCCGACUGCAGCGGUAACGACCGCGCCGGCAUCGCCGACGACGACGCCUACGGUCACGACAACGACGCCGUCGGCAACUACAGCGUCACCGACGACUGGCCCAACGACAACUGCCCCAGCGACGCAUACGACGGAGACGCCGGUGUCGACGUCCUACGACGUUCCUUUGGUGGAUCACAGCACCGCGGGCUCUGUAGCGCACGGUGGCGACAUUCUUGACACGCCGACGCCGCCCACGUACGACUCAAAGCCGUCGACAUCGCAGACGUACACAGCAAGCACAGGCACGCACGACAAUGGCACGGACUCGACCACGAUUGCGCUCUCGUCUUUGGUCGGCGUCGGUGCCGUCGCGGCCGUGGCCGUGGCUGCCAUUGCUCUUCGCAAGCGCAUCACCGAGGACAAAGCCGCCUUGGAGCUCGAGCGCGACGCAAGCGGCAUUGUCAUUUUGACCACCGAUCGCGCGCAGACGAGCAUUCUCUAA
Saprolegnia parasitica CBS 223.65 is the source of this 2322-nucleotide messenger RNA. RefSeq lists its product as hypothetical. The record is from RefSeq and is a predicted model, not a curated record. Gene Ontology annotation, biological process: cellulose catabolic process. NCBI's taxonomy places the organism in Eukaryota, Oomycota, Saprolegniomycetes, Saprolegniales, Saprolegniaceae. Gene Ontology annotation, molecular function: hydrolase activity, hydrolyzing O-glycosyl compounds. The transcript has 4 exons. The coding region runs from base 1 to 2322 and encodes 773 amino acids.